This is a messenger RNA of Staurois parvus, 714 nucleotides long. NCBI's taxonomy places the organism in Eukaryota, Metazoa, Chordata, Amphibia, Anura, Ranidae. The record is from the annotation of a GenBank genome assembly.
AUGGGGCCCCCUACUGACCCCGGGCCCUCGGGCAGUGCCCGAGUUUCCAAAUGGUCAGUCCGCCCCUGGUGACAUCUACACUGAUCAUCAGGGCACUGAUGAUCAGUGUGCCCUGAUGAUCAGUGUGUCCCAGAAGUGCCACCUGUCAGUGUCCAUCAGUGCCAGCAGUCAGUGCUCAUCAGUGCCACGUGCCAGUGCCCAUCAGUGCCACAUCAAUGCCACAUAUCAGUGCCCAUCUGAGCUGCCUUUCAAUGUCUCCCAUCAGUGCCAGUCAGUGCCACCUAUCAAUGCCAAUCAGUGCCACCUAUCAGUGCCAGUCAGUGUCGUCUAUCAGUGUGCAUCAGUGCCGCCUAUCAGUGCGCAUCAGUGCCGCCUAUCAGUGCCAGUCAGUGCCACCUAACAGUGCCAGUCAGUGCCACCUAACAGUGCCACAUAUCAGUGCCAUAUAUCAGUGCUGCCUUUCAGUGCCCAUCAGUGAUGCCUGUCAAUGCCCAUCAGUGCCACCUACCAGUGCCUCCUCAUCAGUGCCCAUGAGUGCCACCUAUCAGUGUCCAUUAGUGCAGCCUAUCAGUGCCCAUCACUGCAGCCUCAUUAGCGCACAUCAGUGAAGGAAAAAAAUCACUUAUUUACAAAAUUGUAUAACAAAAAAUAAGAAAAAAAUUGUUUUUUUUUUCUAAUUUUUCAGUGGUUUUUGGUUUGUUUAAGAAAAAAUUA